Messenger RNA from Candidula unifasciata, 1149 nucleotides. NCBI's taxonomy places the organism in Eukaryota, Metazoa, Mollusca, Gastropoda, Stylommatophora, Geomitridae. The record is from the annotation of a GenBank genome assembly.
AUGGCACUUCCACCAAAAGGAAACAAAUACUUGUCUAUCGAACUAAAUGGAGAUGUACUCACCAGAUCAAAGGAUAAUAUAAAUGUUCCUAACAUUACAUAUGACAACAAAGCUUUCGAUAUGGCGUCUGAAGAUGAUAGCCAACAAAAUUAUUCACACGAAGAUGCACAUAGAACAGUUCCAUGCAACUCUCAGUUGAGACUGGAUGCAGUAAAAUCCAUUGCAGUCAGUGAAAGUGCUGCUAAUUCCCACCAAACCCAUAAAACCAAUGAGUACUGUCCGCCAACAGCAUCCUAUAGCUCAACAGAAAACGGCUCUUUCUUUGUAGAUCGAUGUUUUCAAAUAUUCGACAUCAAUAGCAGCGGAGAAAUCAGUCUACGAUUCCUGAUUGGGGAGUUACGGUCCCUUGUUUAUGGAACCCAGACUGACAAGAUGCGGUUUUUGUUCAACAUCUACAACAUAGGAGGUACCGGACAGAUUGACGCCAGUGAAAUAUAUCAGGUCUUGAAGUCGUGCAUCGAAGAAAGCAGGAUGCACUUUACCAAUGAUGAUUUAAAGGUAAUAAACAAUAAACUAAUCUUCAAAAUGAGUCACAAAUUAUACCUCAUCAUGUUUGGACUAUUGAUCGCGCAUGCGCAAGAUUUCUGGAAAUGGUUUGUGGUGCCAGGAGUUGUGUUUUUAUUGGAAGCUAUUUCUAGAAUUUCCUGGAUUAGAUCAGCCUACAUGGGAAGGACGUACAUUGAGAGUGUCUGUCUGCUACCCUCAGAGGUAACGCAGCUUGUCAUCACCAAGCCUGUCGGUUUCACGUUCAAGCCGGGAGAUUUUGUGUACAUUCAGAUCCCAGCUAUAGCCAAGUAUGAAUGGCACCCCUUCACAAUCAGCAGUGCACCGGAGCAAAGAGACACUAUCUGGCUACACAUUCGCACUGCUGGCUACUGGACUAAAUCAUUGCUAGACUACUUCUCAAGAUACCAGUAUGAAGACGCAGAGAAUGCUACCGACAAUUCUGCCACAUACGAAGUCUUGAAAAAGUGCAAUCUUAAAAGGAGGGCGUCUUCUAUAGCUUGGGCUAAGCAGAAGCCUCUCAAGGCGAGACGAAUUGAAACCAACAUGAGGAGUAGAGUCAUUACAAAAAGAGCUAAAGUUCUG